This is a messenger RNA of Danio aesculapii, 1172 nucleotides long. It is a transcript of the gene pxmp2, whose product is annotated as peroxisomal membrane protein 2. Lineage: Eukaryota; Metazoa; Chordata; Actinopteri; Cypriniformes; Danionidae. The coding region runs from base 130 to 714 and encodes 194 amino acids. Gene Ontology annotation, cellular component: membrane; cytoplasm. The record is from RefSeq and is a predicted model, not a curated record. The transcript is spliced from 5 exons.
UUCAGACCACGCACGCUGCGUCCGACCACCCUUCGCAGGAAGCAUUUGCACUUAGUAAAAACAACCACCGAAAAACUUCUCUCUCAUGAUAUAAGUGCUCAGACGCUGCCUUAGUAAACUAAAGUGACGAUGCCAACGCAAAGCGUACUUGUCCGAGACCCCUCUUUGCUGGCGAGGGCACUGCAGCAGUACUUAAGUUUGUUAAAGAAAUAUCCAAUCAUCACCAAAUCGGUUACGAGUGGCAUUCUGUCUGCUUUGGGAAAUCUUCUGUCUCAAGUUUUGGAGUACCAGAAGAAUGUGAAGGAAAAUAGUCCCAAAAAGAAAAUCAGCAUUCUGGGACCUGUACACUUUGCAAUUUAUGGCCUUUUUAUCACUGGUCCAGUCAGUCACUACUUCUACCAGCUCCUGGAGGUCCUGUUACCAACCACUGUCCCAUACUGCCUCAUUAAGCGCCUUCUGCUGGAACGUCUGAUAUUCGCCCCUGCUUUCCUCUUGCUCUUUUAUGUGGUUAUGAACGCUUUGGAGGGCAAAACACUCGCAGAUGUUCAAAACAAGCUUAAAACAAGUUACUGGCCUGCAAUGAAGAUGAACUGGAAGGUCUGGACGCCGUUUCAGUUCAUCAAUAUCAACUAUGUACCUGUACAGUUUCGAGUGCUGUUCGCCAACAUGGUUGCCUUAUUCUGGUAUGCCUACCUGGCGUCUGUCAGGAAAUGAAAACCCAAAUCCAGUUACAUCAGGCUUAGGUUGGUGUAAAGGUGAAUCAAGGUCGUGCCUUAUUAGGUCAGUUUCUGUCAAAUAACUGUAAUGUAGAUAAUUGUAAUGUUAUUUUCACUGAAUAAUUUUAGAAAAUCUGCCCUGAGAUUUACAUUCUAAAUGUCUUUCUAAUGCUUGCAGAUUCACUGAACAUGAAUUAAUCAAUGUUGUAAUUGAUUAAUUAAACAUUUAAAUACUUACAGAGGCAAACUUAUUUUGUAAGUAGUCAUUACUACUGCUAUUAUCAGCAGUCUUUAACCGUUUAUUCUAAAAUCUAAAGCAAAAUCUACAAGAAAAGCAGUGACCUUGCUAAUGUUAUGUACUUGUAUUGCCCUGAUAAAAAAUGUUUUUUGACAUUUGCUUUCAAAUAAUAUAUGCCAGCACACACAAACAUCAAUAAAAAGUGUUUUUAAAAUUCC